GUCCCUCUUUCCUUUUCCAACUUGGUAUUAUCUGGUGUUGUCUCUCUUCUUUUAUAUAUAUCUAUCUUGAUUGCUUUCGGGUUCAUUCAACCAAUUUCACACAGCUAUUGUCUAGCUUCAUCAUUCUGCUUAAGGAUAGGAAGAGCCUUCGUCCCCAUUGACCCCUGCCAUUUGUUUUUCGUAGUCAAGCUGAGAUUUUCCGCUUCAAAAGCUUUGCUUUGUGUUUCGAAGGAUAUUGAUAUGGACUACUCAUCAGCUGCCGCUUAUGAUACUUCUCUUAAUCUUAACACCAGGCCUCUCCGGCUUUUCGAUGAUUCUCCUCCGAUCAAGAAAGAGGUGCACAGCAAGAUUUUGAUCGACUUUGGGAGUCAGCUUUCAGCAAAAGAAGAGAGUGGUGCUUUGAUAGAGGAAUUGCAUAGGGUGAGUUCCGAGAACAAGAAGCUAACUGAAAUGUUGACGGUGAUGGGUGAGAGCUACAACGGUUUGAGAAGCCAAUUGUUGGAGUACAUGAGCAAGAACCCAGAAAAAGAACUUAGCCCUACUUCAAAAAAAAGAAAGUCCGAAAGCAGUAACAACAACAAUAGUGGUCACAACAUCCUCAAUGGCAUCAACAAUGGAAACUCUGAGAGCAGCUCCAGUGAUGGAGAAUCAUGCAAGAAGCCAAGGGAAGAGACCAUCAAGGCCAAAAUUUAUAGGUCUUAUGUCAGGACCGAACCAUCCGAUACAACAAGCUUGGUUGUGAAGGAUGGAUAUCAAUGGAGAAAAUAUGGCCAAAAGGUUACAAGGGACAAUCCUUGUCCUAGAGCUUACUUCAAGUGCUCCUUCGCUCCAGCCUGCCCUGUCAAAAAGAAGGUUCAGAGAAGUGUUGAGGACCAAUUAAUUCUCGUGGCAACGUAUGAAGGUGAACACAACCAUGCUCACCCUUCUCAACUUGAGACAUCAUCAGGCUCAAACCGCGGCAUGACCUUAGGAUCAGUCCCCUGCUCAACCUCUCUUGGCUCCGGACCAACCAUUACUCUUGACAUGACAAAAACCAAGUCCAAUGGUACUGAUACUAAGAGCCCCAAGACAAAAACUGAAUCACCAGAAGUUCGAAAGUUCUUGGUGGAACAAAUGGCGUCUUCCUUGACUAAAGACCCCAACUUCACAAAGGCACUUGCAGCAGCCAUUUCAGGAAGAAUUCUUCAGCACAAUACUUACUAAAAUAGAAGAACUGGUGUAGAGGUCAAUUAAGAAAUUGAUUCUUUUCACUCGUUAGACUAUUUUGAAGAUUAGGUGUAUUUGUAAAUACAAACAUUGAAAAAGAGGAACCCAAAUUUCCGAAUUCACUUCACUCAGGUAGCUCAUACGGCUAGAUUUUCUCCAAACUUGAACUGUAUUCUGAAGCUUAAAUACAACAGUGCUUGGUUACAUAUGGAUCCA
Messenger RNA from Argentina anserina (silverweed cinquefoil), 1422 nucleotides. RefSeq names its product probable WRKY transcription factor 40. The coding region runs from base 241 to 1203 and encodes 320 amino acids. NCBI's taxonomy places the organism in Eukaryota, Viridiplantae, Streptophyta, Magnoliopsida, Rosales, Rosaceae. The record is from RefSeq and is a predicted model, not a curated record. The transcript has 5 exons. Gene Ontology annotation, biological process: regulation of DNA-templated transcription. Gene Ontology annotation, molecular function: sequence-specific DNA binding; DNA-binding transcription factor activity.